Molecule: messenger RNA, 345 nt
Organism: Necator americanus (New World hookworm)
Lineage: Eukaryota; Metazoa; Nematoda; Chromadorea; Rhabditida; Ancylostomatidae
Exons: 1
Coding region: 1-345 (114 amino acids)
Source: RefSeq, a predicted model, not a curated record
AUGUUAUGCGAGGGGACCACUACCCAUCAACUCCCUUCAACAACGGGUUCUAUGGCUUCGGCGAGGGAUGCUUCCGUUUCGACGACUUGCCAUACAUGGGAAUUCGUGCAAGACUCGUGGGGAAGAGGACCUGCUGCCCUCAACCAAACGGUCAACGUCAAUGUCCACACGUCGCAGCUCCGCGCGUUGGCCGCUGCAAUCCGAAAAAAGCGACCAAGACGUUCACCUUUCAAUGAGACAAUAAAUCGCUGCAUGCUGCUCGCUGCCAAAUUGAGGCUCGGGGUUGGGAAACGUUGCCCCAUCCUCUUCCCCAAAUUCCCACUACCACUUGUUUUGGGCACUUAG